Molecule: messenger RNA, 5402 nt
Organism: Cryptotermes secundus
Lineage: Eukaryota; Metazoa; Arthropoda; Insecta; Blattodea; Kalotermitidae
Product: inner centromere protein B
Exons: 14
Coding region: 306-3203 (965 amino acids)
Biological process (GO): mitotic cytokinesis; metaphase chromosome alignment; meiotic spindle midzone assembly
Cellular component (GO): meiotic spindle midzone; chromosome passenger complex; kinetochore
Molecular function (GO): protein serine/threonine kinase activator activity
Source: RefSeq, a predicted model, not a curated record
GUUGUUCCGUGCAUUUAGUAUCCUUGACAUAACUUUCUAAUCCAUGUAUCCCUGCUGCAAAAUGGUCUGUGACUACUUAGUAAUCCGAGGUGGCUGCAGAUUUGAAUUGAAAUUACCGUUAGGGAAUGCUUGUGUGAAUACAUUUUGAAAUUGGUUUGUUUAUUUUCAUUCCCGUAGAUAAUUAUGGGUGCCAUUUUAAUUUGCAGAUAUUGUAUAAUUUUAAAUUAAUAAGAGAUUGUGCUUUGAUAGAAUUUUCCAGUUGGAGGUCUGAAUUCAUUCGUUUCUAUCAGUAGGAAAUAAUAAUUAUGAUGAAUAGAGUUACAUUGAAUCGAAUAUUGGGAAAUAUCAACCAAGAAUGUCAAGCAAAGGUGGAUGAAGUAAGAGGAAGCUUUAAGGAAAAUCUACAGUGGCUUUCUGAAAUAUCUUCAGAAAUUGAAAAAUUCACAACAAAAUCUGCCUUCUUGCUGCCAAAGACUCCAUCUGUUAAAAGAAAACUGAGGAAGAGAGGACCUAUAGUUCCUAUUCCUGAAGGUGAAGAAGUCAAAGUUGUAACAUCAGAAAAGGUGGUGAGUCCCCAUACUUCGUGUGAAAUGAGAGUCCUUCGCACUCGCAGUACGCAUACUCGAGGUACUUUACAAAGUUCGGAAAUGGUCAGUCCUGUUAUAAGUAAGAGAAGUACAAGAAGAGCUUUUAAGGAUGCGGGUAAGAAAAUAACGGAACAGAUAAAUAUGAGUCUCAUUACAAAAAUGCGUCAAUCUAUUGAUGGUGGGCCUAGUCACGAAACACAAGUGAAAAAACAUGUUUCUUCAGGUGUAAUAGUGGAGGACGAUCAGCUUCCACGAAAAAAUAGGCGGUUUGAUGUGAAGGAGUCUGCACUGCUAGGGGAUAAAGCUGUAAACAGUAAAGCAGAAGAUGUUAAUGUGGAAUCCAGAUUACUUCCCCAGGUUAAAAGACUUAGAAUGGAUUCCAUUACUGACACAAUAUCUGCUAAGAGAAAUAAAAAUGAACAAGUAAUAGUACUGGACAGCCCUGAUUGCGUUUCGUCAUCUGUUAAUGAUGAGUGUCUUGAAAGUCUGAAGGUACAGCAGAAAUCACCAACAUCUGAGUUUGGUGAUACUGCAGCGACCUCAACUGUAAAGUUGGCAACAUCUCCGAAGGAGAUUUCCAGUGUCCUUGAUGAUGUGGCAGUAAAGUUUGCUGAUUCUGUUGAACCUAUGAAAUCUGUGUGUAGUUCACCUGUUCAAGAGGUAGAUUCACUCACAAGCGAUGAACCGCAAGCAGAUAGAUCAUGUAUUCGUUCCCCCCCUGAUGUAUUAAAUGGGAAAAAUAAAAAUAAAAGCCAUAUUGUUAGAAGUAAUUCUGUUCAUGGAGAAAAAGGGACUGAACUAUCGCCUUGUGUAGCAGAAGGUCAUUGUGAUAUGAUUUCUGAAGAAGUGCAAGAGAAACUAUCAGAGAAAGAAAUAUCUGUUAAUGAAAAAGAUAAAAUUGGAAAUAAUGUAACAUUUACAAAAGAUUCAGAGAAGCUGGAGAGGAAUGAUGUUUCUGCCAGGUUUGUGAAUGUUACCGAGGCUGUUGAUCAGCCAAACAGUGAAACUGAGGCAGUUCCAGAGCAGCUGGCCAUGUCACAUUCAAGACCUACUCUUCGGAGUUCUGCAACCAAGAUGGUGACAACACAAAAGUCUGUGUUCAGGCCUUUUGCUAAUGAGCCAGUUCGAGAACGGGUCGCAGCGUUUGAAAGGUUGCGUACUGUAAGUGAAGAGCCUGUGGAACUGGUACUACCAAAGCAACCAGAGCAAACAAUGAGAGUGACCCGAACAAAAACAAGAGCGAUGGUGAAAGCAGCUGCUGAGUCAGCUCACACAAACCAAGAAGUUGUGACUGCUUCAACUGAAGUACCCCAGAAUUCACAUGCUGAAAUGUGGAAGGCGUCCCGAAAGUCAGUGGCUAAGGCAAAGAAGAUAUGUGUUGCGAGAGAAUGUCGAGAAAAGGAAAAAAUUGAAGAAUUUGAAUUGAGUAAAGAGAAUUCCAUGAGUUCAUUUUCAGCAUCGAAGUUCACUACUCCAUAUGGAUUAUACAACUAUGAGAAAUAUCGAAAGACACCACUUUCAUCAAGUAAUAUUAGCAACACAAGUGCAAAUUCUGGUUCUCGUGCCUUUCCUGUAGGAUCUUUAUCUAAAGGGCAUUACUUGGUAAACAAACAACCUGGUAAUCUUGUAGUUGGGUUAGAUUCUUUUUUGACUAAGCAAGCUGUGAAACCUACACUGGAUGAUAUUCGGGAAAUGAAGGAAGAAGAAAUGAAACGUCGUAGAGAGAAAGAAGAAGAAGCUAGGAAGAAGAGAGAACAAAAGGUGAAGGAAAAAGUGGAAGAAAAACGAAGGAAGCGUGAGGAGAAAAUGCAGAAAGUUUUGAAAGCCCGAGAAGCCCUUGAGAAGCAGAAACAGGAUGCAGAAUUGCGCAUACAGAGGGAGAAAGAGGAGAAACUGAAACAAGUGAUGCAGGACCGUGAAGAAAGAAUUAAGGAACAAGUCCAACAGAAAAAGCAACAUGCCCAGAAAAAGGCAGCAGAAAUUGAAGAGCGCAGAAAACAAGAGGAAGCAGCUCGUUUGGCCAAACUCAAGGAACAGGAAGAAGAGCAGCGCCGUCUUCAAGCAGAGCGUAAAAAGGAGCAGGAAGAUGCAGAGAGGCAACACCUGCAACGUUUGGCUGAGGAGAAGGAAGCUGCGGCUUUCAGGGAGCAGCAGGCUUUAGCAGUAGCUCAGAUGCAAGCUAAGCUCCUGAAGGAAAAGCAAGCAAAGGAAAAGACUGAAGCGAAAGGGAAAGGUGUCCCAAGUAAAGCUGCAGUCAUGGACAAAACUUUCGAUAUGCUCCCUUCCAGCGCCAAUGUAAGCCAAGCCAAGAAGGCAGUAAUUCCAGAUGUAGAUGAUUAUGGAAUUGACUCAUCAGGAGCCUCCAGCGAGGAUGAUGAAAGGCCAAAGAGACCAAUUCCUUUCUGGGCAACUAACUUUUUUCUUGUUUCAGAAGCGGAACGUAUGAAAGUUCUGAAAAUUCAGGCCUGGAAGAGACAGAAAAUAUAUGAUGCCUACUUUGGCUCUGCGGAAAAAACACCAAACCUCACGAUGAUGUUUGGUGUGAAAUGUGUAAAAAGGACAUCAAGUGCAGUUUGGAGAACACCACCACGCUACAGCACUCUACCGAAGUAUUAGUCAUUGGGUUCAAGCUCUACAUUUAACUUAAUAAAUGAAAUUGAAGGACCCCAAUCCCCAAAAAAUAACAAUAGAUAAAGCUCUCACAAAACUUAAGUGGUAAUUUUACUGAUUGUAUACCACUUGUUCUUCAUUGCAUUUUGAAUUCUAGUGGUCCAAACUUCCAAGAAAGUCAUAUGAAUUAGCUCUUUGUUAAUCCUGUUUGUUUUAAACGUUAGGAUAGUUCAGGAUGCUUAUAUGUGUAAAAAGUUUCAUGUGUAGAUUUGGUCUCACAAUUUCAGUAGUAUUCAAGUGCUUGAAAAAAUGAUAAACAUACCAGUACAGUGGAAGUCCCCUUUAAUGUUUCUCCAGAUUUGAAUAAUGGAUCUGAGAGAAGCCCUAAUUGAAGGGAACUUAAGGUGAGAUAAUGAGGGUGGAGCUAAAUUUGAGAAAACAAUAAACCAAGAAAUGUUAAAUGGGAUUUGAGCUGUUGUCAUUCAUCAGACACUAAGAAUUUGUAGUUUUAGGGAUAUAUUUUAUGGUAUGAAUGUCAGUGAAAUUGUCUAGUAUAUCUGUAAUAGUUCUAUAUCAUGUAAUAUUAAGAAAGAAUAAAUUAUGAUUGUGGAUUAUUUAAAGAUAAUGUUUGUUAACUGUUUAUCAUUGCAGUAAAUAACAAACUCAGAACUUGUUAUAAUAUGCUGCAUGACAAAAGGGGUAAAAGGAUACAAUUUGUCAUUCUUGGUAGUAACUGCUAAUGUUUCUAUGUUUUGGGGUUUUCACAGUGGUGACUGCUCAGAUUAUGCUGUUCUAUGUUAUGGUGGUGUAGCCUUGUAGGCAACUUCAGGGGUGGCAUGUAGGAGGAGCCAUUGGUUAUGUUGUAAGGAAUGUGUUCACUCAGGCCCAUGGGGGCCAGAUGGCUCCACCUUCCUCCCUCCUUACUACCUGCGUAUACACAGUAAACUUAUGGUUAUCUGUCAUGUAUGGGGAAUGGGGUGUAAUUUACUGAAAAAGAAAACUUACAGACCCCCAACACAGUAUUAAGUACACAGUGAAAGAAAGGCACAAAAUUAAGUUCACUGCAGAUUAAUAAGACAAAAUAUUUGGAUAUACUGUAACUUAAGAACAAAUUCAGUUAACUUCUGGAACUGCAUCAGAAAGAAUGAAGGGAAGCACUGUUUGUGGUGGCAGGUGAACAUAUACAUGUUUGCAGCUUUUUUUUUCUAAUUUCCUUUUGAAAUUGUUGCUAGUGGCAUGAGAAUUUUGGAUGCUUUGAUACUGAAUAGUGGGGAGUUUAGUGUGAUAGUCCAACAGAUUCCUCACCCUACACACUUCACCUGUGGAGAUGGGGGCAACAUGUUUCUCAGAAAUAUCAGUAUUAUCCUACACAACUAUUUUUACUGAUUGUGAUGAUCUUGGAUCAUGUCCUUUUGCUUCAUGUUGUGCAUGUCAGGAUUAAUUGUUGGCAUAAGCUAACCAUUGGGAUAUAUGAGUCUUGUUCGCUGGAAUUUGUAGACUCUGUAAUGUGAAGACUGAUGCAUGUAGAUGUGUAGUCAAGUGUGUUCAGUGUACAGCUGGGAGGGCACUGCAGAACAUUUUAAUUUUCUGUGGUGUAGUACAGUGUUCUGCUAUAGUAACUCUUUGUUCAGUUCAGUUCUAUAUUAUUGUCACUUAUUAUUAGCUCAAUUUAAUUUAUGUGGCCUUCCAUAAUUUUUAAAUUUCUUGAGAAUAUUUGUUUCUCCUCCCAGAGUCUUUUGUCCAAAUUUGAAGGCAAUGUUUUCUUUUGUCAAGGAAACUCUAUAGAGUUAAAGAGUUUUAUUGCAGUUUGAAUAUGAUUUUAUAGCAUGUGUCAUAUUUUAAAUGUUGAACUGGAUUUGUCUGCUGUGAAAUAUCAUAAUUGUACGUUUAAAUUCUUCUUUAUUCUUUACCCAGUUUGCUUCUCUUUUUCUUCCUCUUCCAUUUUUCUCUUAUAUUAUGAAUUCUGUGAAAUCUGGUUUUAAACCUUUACGUGUGUUUGUGUGUGUGUAUAUAUAUAUAUUUUUCCAAGUUAUAUAUUUUGAAUUUGUUUCAUAUGCUAGACAUGUGUUGCUCCAUGCUCAUGUCCUGAACAAUUUUCAUGCUGCUUCAGGAAAAAUGUGUGAAGAUAUAAGAUCUGGGUUGGUUGGUGAACUGCCUUUAUUGUAAAUGAGAUCAGUAAAGUUACAGAUGGGAUGGUGAACACAA